Rattus norvegicus (Norway rat) is the source of this 19025-nucleotide messenger RNA. NCBI's taxonomy places the organism in Eukaryota, Metazoa, Chordata, Mammalia, Rodentia, Muridae. The record is from RefSeq and is a predicted model, not a curated record.
CGUUGGUGUGAGGUGGGAGCAAAAAUGACAGCGAUUGGUUGGAUGAGCCUAAGCUCCUGAAGAGGGGGCAGCUGUGGGGGUCUGGUGGAGUAAGGCGCAGCAAGAUGGCGACCGAGACGGUGGAGCUCCACAAGCUGAAGCUUGCUGAACUAAAGCAAGAAUGCCUUGCUCGUGGUUUAGAGACCAAGGGAAUAAAACAAGAUCUUAUCAAUAGGCUCCAGGCAUAUCUUGAAGAACAUGCUGAAGAAGAAGCAAAUGAAGAAGAUGUACUGGGAGAUGAAACUGAGGAAGAAGAACCAAAGCCUAUAGAACUGCCUGUUAAAGAGGAAGAACCUCCUGAAAAAGUUGUUGAUAUGGCAUCAGAAAAGAAGGUGGUAAAAAUUACAUCUGGAAUACCUCAAACUGAGAGAAUGCAGAAGAGGGCUGAACGUUUCAAUGUGCCUGUAAGCUUGGAGAGUAAGAAGGCUGCUCGGGCAGCGAGGUUUGGAAUUUCUUCAGUUCCAACAAAAGGUUUAUCAUCUGACACCAAGCCAAUGGUUAACCUGGAUAAACUAAAGGAAAGAGCACAGAGAUUUGGUUUGAAUGUCUCUUCCAUCUCUAGAAAGGUUUUCCUACAUUUGGAGCUUUUCCUGUGAUCAACUAUCCUACUAAGUAAUCCUUAAUCCUUUUCUAGAUUUUGUAUUCUUAGCGUUGGUGGGUGGUAAUGAGGCUAGUGACCGAGUACAGUGCCUGCCUUGUAUGUGCUUUUCAAGCACUCUACCCUGACCCUAGGUAUAUUCCUAGGUAUUUUCAUAAACACACACACACAGCACACCACAUGCACGCUUGCGCGCGCACAUACACGCCCCACAUGCUCAUUAUUGGCCAGUGGUGAGAAGUGUAAUAGUCUUGAUUUUGAGAAGAUUGUCCCUGAAGUAUGUUGAGACACUAAAGAAGAGUCAGUUUCACUGUGUGUUGUCUCACCCUCUGACACAAGUGGUUACUUUGUGUAACUCUGUCUUUUCUACUAACUGCCCAGUUCCCAGAUAAUGACUUUGAGACUUACUUAUUUAUGAAUAGAUGCCUAGGCCAUAGCUUGGGCUUGUUACCUGAUUAGCUUGUAACUUAUAUAACCUGUUUUUUGUAUUUUAUGUGUGCCACAUGGCUGACCACCUCUCCUCACAGUCUGUAUCUCCCAUGAGACUUCUCCGGAUUCCCAACCUCUUAUUUCCUGCCUCUUGCUAAUUAGGCCAUAAGCUUUUUACUGACAGAUGAUGCUUCCACACGGUACGUAAGAGACUGUCUCUACAGUUUUGAGGGUAUGAGGUAGGAGGGUCAGGAGCUCCUGGUGAUCACUGCAUAGCAAGUCCAAGACUAGAAUGGGCUACAUAAUACACUGUCUCAAAAUUAGAGAGGCAAUGCAGAAUCCUCUGUCUGUUUUUCCUUAUUUUUCUCCACCUGUUUAAGGUUAAAAAUAAAACAAAAACCUAUUCUUUUUACUGGCCUAGUAGAACAAACUUUGAGGGAGGGCAAGGAGCUGAUGAAAGAGAGAUAGAUAGUAGAGGGGACAUUCUCUGACCUCUGUUUAUCCAUUCAUCUGGUCCUUCUGUGGGGUGGGGAACUGAACUGAACUGAACUUGUCCUUUAUCUGUAACAGAGAAAUCUUCUCUUCCUUCCAUUAUUCCCCUCCCCCAACAUUUUCUACUUCUUAUGUACUUCCAGUGAUAUCAUUAUAUGUGCCAUUCAAUUUUAAUUGAACCAUUUGGGUAUAGGAAUUUGGAAGAAGGGGGCAGAAUGGAUUUUUUUUCUUAAAAAGAUAAUCUUAACUUGAACUAAAUUGUAAUGGUUUUUCUUUGCUUUGUUUGUCAUGCUUUCCCACUCCGCCCUAAGAUUAAACAUACUUUAAAAAAAAAAAUUAGGUUUUUUGAGUCAAGGUUUUCUAUAUCCCUGUCUAUUCUAGAACUUGCUCUGUAGGCCAGGCUGGCCUUGAACUCAUUCCCCCCUUCGCUGCCUCCCAAAGUGCUGGGAUUAAAGACACUCACCACCACUCCUGGCAGAUAAGACACACUUAACUUGGCCAUGAUUUAGGGGGGAGAUUGUUUAGGGAUGAGACUGUAGCUUAAUUGGUGGAAUGCUGGAUCACUCAGCUGCAUUCCCACCACUUUGUAAACUGGGUGUGGUGGGGCUUUCCAACAGUAACUCUUAAGAGGUAGAAAUGGAGGGUCUGAGGUUCAGGGUCAUCGCCAGCCACAUUGUGAGGCCAGUUUGGACCCAUGAGACCCAGUCUCAAAGAGACCAGGACGGUUUGAUUUUAAAAUUUGGUGAAGCAAAGUGAAAUUUUGGAUGCUGUAUCAUUAAUAUCAAUAAUUAUGGCUGGUAGAUUGCUCUGUUUUUCAUAAAUUACAUGUCUGGGAAUUUUUUUUUUUUAAUUAUUUUGUGAACACACUGUCACUCUCUUCAGACACACCAGAAGAGGGCAUCAGAUCCCAUUGUAGAUGGCUGUGGCAACCACCAUGUGGUUGCUGGGAAUUGAACUCAGGACCUCUGGAAGAGCAAUCAGUGCUCUUAACUGCUGAGCCAUCUUGCCAGCCCUGGAAAAUUUUGAUAGAACAUUUUUAAGAACUAUAUGGUUGAAACCACUAAGGUCUUCAUAUGUUUUGACUUAUGUUUCAUUUCAUUCACACACGCUAUAAUUUAAGUGCUAUAAGACUCUGUGUAAAAGGAAAUAAUGGGGGCUGGGGAUUUAGCUCAGUGGUAGAGCGCUUGCCUAGCAAGCACAAGGCCCUGGGUUCGGUCCCCAGCUCCAAAAAAAAAAGAACCACAAAAAAAAAAAAAAAAAAAAAGGAAAUAAUGGUGUGUUUGGUUUGGGGCAUGAGGCUAUAUUGUGUGUGUUACUGGGGUGUGUGUGUUACUGGGGGUGUGUGUUACUGGGGGUGUGUGUGUGUGGUUUAAUUUUGUUGGCAGUAUAUAUAGGGCAUUGAACUCUCAGCAAGCACUCUACUAUGGAACUAUAGCUACAAUUCUGAUGGGGUUUUGGUAUGAAAUUGUGCUGUCAAAGAUUCCUGAUCUAUGAAUUGUAGAAGCUUAGAAAAGUUUAAGGUAUUAACACUCAAGAAGCUAAUAUUACUGAUCAUUGUAUUGGUAAGGAGUGUAGUAGUUUAUACACAUGAGUACCAUUCAAAUACAAUUGAUUAAUAACUGACAGCUUCCUCUAAAAGCAGGGUCUCACUGUGUAGACCUGACGAGCCUACAACUAGAUAUGUACACCUAGUUAGCUUUGAACUCAAAGAAGACACUGUCAGAUUUCAGAUUCCCUAGAACAGGAGGUUAUGGAUGGUUUUGAACUACGAUAUAAGUGUUGGGAAUCAAAUGCAAGUCCUUUUCUGAGGGAUAACUUUUAUAGGUGAUCAUAGCAGGCAGGGGAGUGAACCACAAGAGAUGAGGGUGAAAACUUCAUUCAUGUUGACUUCAACCUGGAUCAAGACUUAAGGAGUAUGACCCUAGGCAGUUUACUCCCAACAAAUGUAAUAAACAGUUAUUUAGGAAAGGUUUCCUGGUGUAAUACAAUCUCUAGUGUGUAAGGAACCAUAACUACAUCAAAACACAACUCGGUAUAUAUUUCUUCCAAGAAGAUACCUGUCUAUAGAUAGGCUGCCUGCACUAGCGUAAGGGCCUCAGGAAGGGACUGGCCUGGUAUCAGCCCUACAGAUAACAUGGAGGUCAUUUGGGCUAUUAGCCACCCCUAUUAGUUGUGUUUUGGGGAGCUCAGGAGAGCCUCUGGUUAUACAGAUAAUGAAGGGUCAUUAUACACUGGUCCUAGUUGUAGGAACUUGAUAUGGACUGGCUCUACAGAUAAUGCAGAUCAUUAGGCUAUUAAUUAUUUCCUGUUCCUGGUUUUCUGGAUGUAAAAACGGGGUUUUUACGUCUUUCCUGUCGGAGGAACAAUCCUGCAGUACUUAGCACUCCUGGUUUCUUUGGAGAACUGUGGGCAUAAGUACUUUUGUGUUCUGCUCCCAACACUCUGCAAAAACAAGUGCUCUUAAUGUUGGAGUCAUAUUUCUAGUCCCAUAAUGCCUGUCCUUUUGAUAUUCUGUGAGCCUCACACAAGAGGUUGAUGUGUGGGAAGUCAAGGCCAUGUCGUAUUUAUUUCCCAUUGUCCUCUGGACUCUGCUUUUCAUCCUGCCAUCAGUCACAUCAAUGGUAGGGUGAGGAAAUCUAUCGUAAGGCCCUUUUGCCUUACAACCUUAAAUUCGUUUAGUCUGAGAACUUCUGACAUCUUAAUGCAUAUUAUAAUUCAUUAUAAUUCAUUUAUAGAAAGCACCAGCUACUUAGUUGUUUUAUUUGCUGUGGAUAGAGCUCAGUGGUGAAGCACUAACAUAUUCAAGGGCUCACAUCCUCAUACUGGUGUACAAAAAGGGUGAGAAGACAACUGUCCUAGCUCACACCAAGACUCUUCAGUCAGGCCAAAAGAAUGGUUCCUGAGGGGAGGUUUGCUGUAGUAUCUUAGGUUCCUUCUAUUGACAGAUUUGAAUCUGUCCUGAGGUGGUGUGAGGGCCGAUGGAAGAGUCACUUUGUUGCACUAACCGGCAGAAGGACAAGCAGCUUUGGGCUUUGAAGAUAAUAGUAAGGGUUUUUCUUAUUUGAGUCCAGUAACUACUUUUGUGUUCUUGGGAAUUUCUGAGUUUGAAAUUUUUUAAUGUGCCUGAAUUGCACUUGAGGCUACUGUUGGUUUCUCGGGGUUUCUUUUUAUGAACUAGAGUGGUACUGGCAAGAUUGAAGCCUAUGAAUGUUUGCGUGUUAGAACUCCUGCUCACAGGGCGCAGCUGCAUUACCGUGGCUGACACCCUUUGGCAGAGCAAACAGCCUCAGCACAGUUUAGGAGCAGUGUUUGUGUAUUCAAGAUAAAACUAGCAAAGUUUGAAAAAUGUUCUUUUAAAUUUGGUCUUCACUUUAAAGUUGAGUUUGGAAAUGAACAAAAGUUUAAACUCAUUUUUGGAUAGAGAUAUUAAUGUUGGUAUUCUGCUGGAAAAAGGAGACAGUCACUUUUUUAAAAAUCUGCUGUAUUAGCUGCCAAUUACUGCAGGUGUAAUCUACUGUGUACUUAAUUCCUAGCCGUAAUUUAGGUUGCUGUAACCUUGGGGUUACCCUCUCCACCUCACUCAGAGACUUCGUAUUUCAUGAAUUAAUGCUUAGGUCAUAAACUUUUGCUCUAUUCCCCAGACUAGCUCAUAUCUCAAUAAUCCAGUUUAUUCUAGUUCUUCCACUGGUUAGUUACCUUUCUUCAGGUUUAUCAUCUAUCUCCUCCCACCUCUGACUCUUUCCUAUAACCCCAAACCCCUUACUGGAACUCCCACCUCCCAUUUCCUGCCUCGGCUCAUUGGCCAUAGGCUUUUUAUUGAUAGGUUAUGCUUUUACACAAUUCACAAAGAUGAUUUCUGUACCCGGAUGCAGUGGAAACUUGUCAAGAGCUCUUGAAUAUGUACUUAUAAUCUAGUGCCUCCAUUUUGCUCCCUUAGGACACUUGAGAUAAUUUAAAACAAUCCCUGUGUAUUUAGGGCAGGGAAAAUUAUGUUUUGUUAAUGUUUCGGUUUUGUUUGUUUUGAGAUACUGUGUGGUUCUGGCUGUAUUGGAGCUUACACUGUAGACCCAACUGAUCUUGAACUCAUAGAAGUCCUCCUGCCUCUGUCUCCCAGGUCCUAGGAUUAGAAGCAUGCCCUUUAUACCACGCUUGGGUGGAGUAAAUUCUGCAGCCAUAUCAUUUUGCUCUCAAGUACUUGCCUCUGAUACUGGUUUUAUUCUCUCUGGAUUUCAAAGUGUUUCUUUCUUCCAUCUCAGUACUUGUGGCUUUUCUUCUUUCCUUCUCCUUCUCCUUUCUACAGUAUCAUGGACUAAACCCAAGGCCCCAAAGAGGCUAGGCAAAUGCUGUUACCACUAAAUUACAUUCCUAACCCUUUCUAGACCCUGCAGAUGCUCAUGUGCUUCAGAAAAACCUCAAAGUCCCAUCUGGGCAAAUGCACAUACACAAAAGAAACGACUGAGCAAAUUACAAAUGAACUUCCAAAGUGGAAGCUUGAAGGUUCUUUGGAAAGUCGGUUGGAUGGUGUUUCGCUGGGGCAGACAUGUGAAGGAACGUUUGAUUGAAGUGGACAUAGGUAAAAGGCUAAGGCAGACUCAUGAAGGAAUGUUUAGCUAAAGUAGACAUAGAUGAAGGAUGUUCUGUUACAGUAAGUACAUGCAAGGACAUGUGAUAAAAGGUUUUUUGUUAACAACAUACACGUAUUGGUCUUAUAUUGUGGAGUUGGGUUGAACUUGUUGGGACUCUAUAGAGAGAACACAUCAAAAAUCUUUGGUAUUGUGUUAUAGUGUUUGUCACUUCCGUGGGUUCAGGCUGAUUGACAGAUUGAUGUUAGCAGAGACAGAUGUAGAUAUUGAAGCAAGACAUAUGCUGAGGCAAGGCCUGUGGAGGACAUGUCAUGUUUGGAGGGUAUAAGUAGAACUCAAUGGACGGUGACGGAGGCUGAACAUGGCUUGUUUAUAGAGCUAGCUGUGUAACGCUUGUGGAUCUCACAUCUUUGUUGAUCUUUGUUUUUCUGAAAAGGCGUAGCUGAGAACUUUUCUUGGCACUUUUCUUGGUCUCUCUUGUUGACUCGUGUUGACUCCUGGAUGUCUCUGCUAGGUUGUUUCAUCAUGGUCGCUUUCUUUGUUACCCUGACUCCUGAGUGAGACUUGGUGUGUCUGUGAAGUGUUUGCAAGUAGAUCGAGCUUCUGUCUUUAACAGUAAACUGAACUGUCGAGUUUUAGACAGCAUAGCUGACAGUUGCUCCAAAGAACCUUUCUAAACAGACUUCCCCAUAUCCUUUCUUUUCUACUGCCUCUGUUGGGUGGUGGGCUAAAAGAGAAGUUAAAGUGUUUAAGAAAUUAUAAACUUGCACUUGCUUCUUGCCAAGUGAAGAAAAGACCCUUUUUUUUUUUUCAUGGCUCUAAGUUUAUUGUUAGAGUGCUUUCAAGAUAAUUUAUUAAGAUAAUUAAUGUACAACAGUCCAGGUUACUUACGUAGUUAGAUGGUGAAAACAUUGAGGGAGAAAAAUGUUAAUUGGAAGUAGAAACUGCCUUUAUUUUUUGUGUUUCUUUAAUCAUUUCCAAGAUUGUGGUAAGGCAAAAUCUUUUUCUCCAUUCGACCUUUGCUGUGAAACUAUUCAGUCUAAAGGGUAUUUUCUUGAAUAUUAAAUUCUGCUAAGGGGACUGGAGAGAUGGCUCAGUGGUUAAUAACACUUCCAGAGGUCCUGAAUUCAAAUCCCAGCAACCACAUGGUGGCUCACAACCAUCUGCAGUAUGACCUGAUGCCCUCUUCUGGUGUGUCUGAAGAGAGCUCCAGUGUACUCAUAUACAUAAAAUAAGUAAAUAAUUUUUAAAAUUCUAUAGGACAUCUAGCUGAUAUGCUUAUUUGCAGGUAAAGUGCCACUUACACUUUGGAAAAUUGAAUAGAAGGGAUUAAUUUAGAUUGUGUAAAGCCACAGAUAAGGUAUUUUCCUACAUUAUACCUGUAUUUUGUGUGUGUGUGUGUGUGUGUGUGUGUGUGUGUGUGUGUGUGUGUGUGUGUGUGUGGGCUGCAGAGUGAAACCCUGAUAAAAACCAAACCCAACAACAGUAACCAUUACAAUACAGUACAGUACAAGACAGUGCAAUACAAUGCAACAGAACACAACCAGUGUGUCAUGUUUACCUGAUAUGAUAGUUCUUACAUGUGAAACACCUUUUUGUACAUGUGAUUUAGAACACUCUUGAGGGUCUUAGUCAUUCCUUCAAUGGGUCCUUUUCCUUAAUAGUCCUUGAAGACAUUGUAAAUGUAAAAGGAAAACAAGGAUUAGAAGUCAGUUUUGAAAAACCUUGGUUUGCACUGCUGCAGAGGACCUGAGUUAUAUUCCCCAAACCUAUGUGGGCAAUUUAUAAAGGCCUUGAAGUCACAAUUUCAGGGAGUCUGAUGCCCUCUUCUGGCCUCCUCAGGCGUGUACAAAUUAUUCACACAAUUUAAAAAUAAAAAUAAACCUUCAAAUAAAAUACAUGUUUAAAAACAGUGAUAGUGAUUCGUGAAAGCUUAGCAAAUGCAGAUUACACCUUCUUCUCUGCUCUCUUUUUUCUUUCUCCUUUUCCUCUCUUUUGGCAAUGGUCUCAUUCUAUAGCCAAGGCUUGUCUUAAGGUUGUGAUGGCUCUCAUUGUACUGAGUGCUAGAGUUACAGGCAUGAGCCGCCCUGUCCUGUUCUGUUGAUUUCACUCUCUCUCUCCUUAUUUCAUAUAUAUAUAUAUGUUUGUUUCAUAUAUAUAUAUAUAUAUAUAUAUAUAUAUAUUGUUUUGUUUUUUUUUUUAUUUUUGUUUUUUUUGAGACAGAGUUUCUCUUUGUACUGGAGGCUAUCCUGGAACUCCCUCUGUAAACCAGGCUUGCUUCAAACUCUGAGAUCCAUCUGCCUUUGCCAGCCCAAGUGCUGGGACUAAAGGAGCGCCCAUCACUUCCUGGCACUGGUCAUUUUUCUUGUGUGAGUUUUUUUACUCCCUCUAGCAGGAGGGUCCCGGAGACUGAACUCAGAUCAUCAGACUUGACAGCAAGGGCCUUUACCUGCUCAGCCAUCUUGCCACCACCCCUGUUCUUUUUUUUUUUUUUUUCUUCUUUUUUUCGGAGCUGGGGAUCAAACCCAGGACCUUGCGCUUGCUAGGCAAGCGCUCUACCACUGAGCUAAAUCCCCAACCCCACCCCUGUUCUUUUUAUAUGGGUACACACUCAUCUUCUGUACAAUUAUUAAAUCAUAAAUGAGAUUUUUGUGUGUCUUGCUUGUGUCCCUCCCCUCCCCCCCUCCUCCCCCCCCUCCUCUCCCCCCUCUCUCCCCUUAUCUCAUGGUGGCACUUACCUGCAAUAGAAGCACUUGGGAAGAGGAUCUAGAGUUCGAGGCCAGCCUAGGCUACAGAAAACCUUCUCAAAAAAACCAAAGGGUUGGGGUGAGGAUUCAGUGAGUAAAGGCACUCAUGACCUGAGUUCCACUCCCACAGUGCACAAAAAGUGGAAGAAAACCAACAGUACAGAGGUGACCUAUGACCUCAGGUGCCCCCAUAAGUACAUUAGUACAUAAUACUAAUGCACAGUUAGCGCAUAGUACUAAUAACAAUGUAAUAAUAGUAAUAAAUACCAACAAAUGGGGCUGGCUCCUUAUGUUCCAGAUGAAUGUAGGUUUUAUAGUGGGAUUUGUAAAGAAGUAACGCCGAGGUUUGUGAUUUCCAUAAUGCCGUUUCAGCUCUAGUUUAUCAUUUGUGUCUUGAGUCUGUUCAGGUGCUUAUUUUGGGUGGCAUUAAAGUCUUUUUAAAAAGUUCAUAGUGGUAGUUACUGUUGGUCUAGUCCUUCCUCCUACCAAUGAAAAUGUUCUUUUGAUUCCCCCUAAAAACUGGCUGGUUUUUUUUUUUUUUUUUUUUUUUUUUUUUAAGAAAAAAAGUCGGGCUGGAGAGAUGGCUCAGUGGUUAAAAGCACUGACUGCUCUACCAGAGGUCCUGAGUUCAAUUCCCAGCAACCACAUGGUGGCUCACAACCAUCUGUAAUGGGAUCCGAUGCCCUCUUCUAGUGUAUCUGAAAGACAGAUAUGAAAUAAAUAAAUGUUUUUUAAAAAAAAAGAAAGAAAUCUCCAUUUAGUUUUUCUUUGUUUUUUGUUUUGUUUUGUUUGUUUGUUUGUUUUCUCUCCUCCAAGACAGGGUUUCUCUGUGUAGCUCUGGCUGUACUGGAACUCAGUCUGUAGACCAGGCAGCCUCAAACUCACAGAGAUCUGACAGCCUCUGUCUCCCCAGUGCUGGGACCGGUGGUAAGUGCCACCACACCCAGCUUUCUUUAGUUUUUAAUCUUAAUGGCAAUCAGCAAAAACUUGGGUGCCUUGCCUUGGGUGCUGAAGAUGUAGUGGGGUUUUUGGUUGGAAAGCUUUUAAUAAUGGAUUCUAUUUCAGCAGAUGAAGAGCCGGUUAGCACAGUUAGUGCAGAUUCAUCUGGGAAAGGUCACCUCGAGGUCACUGUUGGAGUCUUUCCCCACAGACUUAGAAAGUACAAAGCAGUUUUGGUGUGACAGGAGAUAGGACCCUAGUAUUGACACGGUGAUAUGACUACUGUGGGUGUGGGUAAAAAUAAUUGACAGGGACUUCUAGGUCAUGAUCUUGUUAUCUCUCUGCUUUGGGAAUUAAAUGCAGCUUUGGAAAAUUGAUGUGUUUAUGUAAAACAGCAAAUUAGGAAAAGUGUUUUCUUAAGUGUUUAGGAUUCCACUCCUGGCUGAUUCUGCUGCUUACAGUUAGUGAGAUUUGUUCUAUAAGGUACUUAAUCUCUUUAAGCCUGACUUUCCUGUUUAUGAAGUGAAAUUGUUUCUGGUGCCUGAUUCAUAGGAUUAUUAUAAGAUUGAGAUACUGUGUAUAACACCAAGCAAAUAGAAGCAUGCAGAUUAGUAUUUUGGUCAAGAACAAGACCCUUUUUUUCCUUAGAAGCUGCUUGCCCUUUUUAGUAGUUGAGUAAUCUGAUGAAUACCUACUGUAGACUCAGUUUUGGUGAUACUAGGAGCGUAAUGGUUUCUUCUGAUAAUGCCCAGUGGUUAAGUGGUUGUGUAGCAUUCAUCCCUGUCUCGUAGCCCCUAAGAAACCUUGACUGUACUCACUAGAAAAGAAGUUGCAAAGGGAGGAAAAUAAGCUGACAGUCUAAGAUCUGGCUGGUGCUCGCUCGGUCGCUCUGGCUGUUUGAAGAGGUGGGCUAAAUUGAGUGAGCACAGAAUGCUGGAUAGCUGCCCUGACUGCCUAGAGAAAUGGCUGCUAUGAUCACAGGGACAAAGGCAGUUUGUUGGUUGGGACUCAAGUAUAAUGUAUUGGAACAUCCCUGUGCAUCUGUAGGCCUCUUGAUUAUCUUUGCUUUGGCCUCUGGUUUUGGAAUACUCAGAGACAUGCCUGUAGAUAUGAAUUCUUGGGAUUUAAACAAAAAUAUAAAGUUUAAACAAGAAUCUAACCUAGAAGAAUCUCACAGAAGCACAUUCAAAAAUGAGAACAAAAAGCCUGGCUCGGCACCUCCUGCCUGCCUUUGAUCCCAGCAAGAGGAGCUCGGCUGUGUAGAAAAUUCCAGGACAGGUAGGGCUACAUAAAAAGACCGUCUCAAACAAACAAACUAAAGGACUAUACCAACUGCUUUCUUCAGCACUGUUUAUGGAGAACCAGCAUAUACUUAGGUCAGAACCUAAAAAACACUUAGUUAUUUAUCCUAUUUUGUUAUCUCCUCUUUUACCAUCUUUCCUAACUAUGCCUAGUCACCAGCAGCUGAGGCCUCAGCACCCCCCGCCCAGGCUGCUGAGGUUACAGGGUGUGGUAGGCCCACCUUACUCUGCUGUAGCCUGCUUCUCUAAACCACUGCCGGAGAAGGGCCAGCUCCCACCCACUCGGUGUAAGCUGAGAUCGUCUCCCCAGUUCCGAGGUAGAUUGGAGUUCACAACUGCUUGGAGAGUAUCUAGGGCCUCUGGCAGAUGGUUAUACUUGCCUCUUGUCUUUUCGUGGGCAGGAGAAACAGCUUAGUAGUUACAAGCACACUGGCUGCUCUUCUUGAGGCACAGGUUCAGACCUGCAAGUGGUUUACAGCAAAGUAAAACAAAGUACGGUUCCAGGAGAUCCCACACCCUCUUCAGGUCUCUGCUCACUAACACACAUAUGAUGACAGGCAUGUUCAGGGAAAACACAUAAAAUAAUCGUUAGAACUUUUUAAGUUUCAUAUUAUUUAGAGCUUUCUGUGACUUUACUGGAUAGUUCAAGCAAGCCCUUGACUUUCUUAGCAAAUUUUUCACAGGACAACUUGGAAGGAAUCAGUUCUUUCCUACUAUGUGGGUACCAGGAAUCAUGCUCAAGUGGACAGAUGUGACAAGGGCUUUUAUCAGUCAAGCCCUCUGGCUGGCUGCACUGUGUCUUCUGUCUGUCUUUGGCCUGCACAGAGCUUGCCGAGUAGGUUAGGGUGACUUGGAGCCAGUAAACCCCUAGAGAUCCAUCCUCCUGUCUCUUUUGAUUCAGCUCCUUACCCAGUGUUUUAUGUGCCGGGUGCCGGGAUUGAACUUAUAUACAGCAAAUACUUCACUGUGACUCAGCCAUCUUAGACUUUAGUUAUGUCUCUCACAGUGGCCAGGAACUCACUGUGUAGCACAGUCUUCCUGAUUCUUUCUCCUAAAUGCCGGUAUUAGACCCACUACUAUGAGGGUUGGGGAUUUAGCUCAGUGGUAGAGCGCUAAGGCCCUGGGUUUGGUCCCCAGCUCCAAAAAAAUAAAAAAUAAAAAAUAAAAAAAAUAAACCCACUACUAUUCAUCACCAUGCCUGACCUUUUCACUGGACUUAGAGGGAACGAGGCCCUACUUAAAAGUCUUUAGUCGUUCUCAGUCCUAUAUCUUAACAGUCUUGUCUCCUAUUACUGUAAGAAAACACUGGAGGCUGAGUAACUUGAUAAAGAAACUUGCUUAUUAGCUCAUUGUUUUAGAGGCUGAAAGUUCAAAUAGCAACAUGGGUCCCACAUCUCCUGGUUGCCUUACAUCAUGGCUGGAAUGUUUUGGGAUGGGGAAAAAAAUCACAUUUCCAAACAGGAAGUGAAAACAUGACUCAGGUUAGAUAAGAUUUUUUUUCCCUUUGAAUAAUUUGUUUUUACAAGAAUCAACUUAUAGGGGUUGGGGAUUUAGCUCAGUGGUAGAGCGCUUGCCUAGCAAGCGCAAGGCCCUGGGUUCGGUCCCCAGCUCCGGGAAAAAAAAGAAAAAAGAAAAAGAAAAAAAAAAAGAAUCAACUUAUAGUUCUAUGAGAACCUUAAUCCUUUCUGAAAUGAUACCAUCCCUGACCUUGACAACUCCUGUUAUGUGCAAUCUCCUUUUUUUCCUAGUCUAAUUCAUUUUUUAAAAGGUUUUUUUUUUAAGGUUUAUUUUUUUGUGUGUAUGAGUACAAUGUUAUUGUUUUCAGACACACCAGAAAAGGGCAUCAGAUCCAAUUGCAGAUGAUUGUGAGCCACCAUGGUUGCUGGGAUUUGAAUUCAGGACCUCUGGAAAAGCAGUCAGUGCUCUUAACCGCUGAGCCAUCUCUCCAGCCCUCAAAGUUUUUUUUUAAUUGACAUUUUAUUUAUUUACAUUUCAAAUGUUAUCCCAUUUACCGGUUUCCCCUCCACAGAAAGUCCCAUCCCAUCCCUCCUCCCCUUACUUCUAUGAGGGUGCUCCCCUACACACUACUGCCUCCCCACCCUGGCAUUCUCUUAUACUGGGGCAUUGAGCCUUCACCAGGACCAAGGGCCUCUCUUCCCAUUGAUGCAAAACAAGGCCAUCCUCUGCUGCAUAUGCUGCUGGGACCAUGGGUCCCUGUAAGCAAGCACUUCUUGGAAUCUGCAAUAUUGCUUAGGUUUGGUUCCUGUAUAUGGAAUGGAUCCCAAAGUGGGGCAGUCUUUGGAUGGCCUUUCCUUCAGUUUUUGUUCCACACUUUGUCUCUACAUUUCCUUUAGACAGGAAGAAUUCUAGGUUAAAAAUUUGGAGAUGAGUGGGUAGCCCCAUCCCCCAACCCAGGGGCCUUACCUAACCUCAGGAUAUGGUCUCUACAGGUUCUCCCUCCCCUUUGUUGGGCAUUUCAGCUAAUUUCAUCCCCAUUGGGUCCUGGGAGCUUCUUGCUUUCCUGGCAUGUGGUACUUGCCCCCCAGUUCUACGUCCCCCAUUGCUACACUCCUCUGUUCAAAUUUCUGACCCUCUGUAUAUCAUCCUCUUCCCAUUCCUGAUCCUGCCCCCCUUUAUCCUCCCCCACCUCUCUUCCUCCCAUGUUUCUCCUACCUUCUACCUCCCAUGAGUAUGUUGUUCCCCCUUCAAAAAAGGACUGAAGCAUCCAUAAUUUGGUCUUUUUUCUUGAGCUUCAUGUGGUCUGUGAAUUGUAUCUUGGGUAUUCUGAGCUUUUGGGCUAAUAUCCACUUAUCUGAGAGUGCAUACCAUGUGUGUCAGUUUUAUACCUAGCCACUUUGCUGAAGUUGUUUAUCAGGUUUAGGAGUUCUCUGGUGGAAUUUUGUGGGUCAUUUAAGUAUACUAUCCUAUCAUCUGUAAAUAGUAAUAGUUUAAUUUCUUCCUUUCCAGUUUGUAUCCCUUUGACCUCCUUUUGUUGUCUAAUUGCUCUGACUAGGACUUUGAAUUUGUUUGUAUAGUGGAUUAUGUUGAUGGAUUUCGUAUAUUGAACCAUCCCUGCAUCCCUGGGAUGAAGCCUACUUGAUCAUGAUGGAUGAUCAUUUUGAUGUGUUCUUGGAUUCUGUUUGGGAGAAUCUUAUUGAGUAUUUUUGCAUCAAUAUUCACGAGGGAAAUCCAUCUGAAGUUCUUUUUCUUUGUUGGGUCUUUGUGUGGUUUAGGUAUAAGUGUAAUUGUGGCUUCGUAGAACGAAUUUGGUAGUGUUUCUUCUAUUUCUAUUUUGUGGUAUAGUUUGAAGAGUAUUGGUAUUCGGUCUUUGAAGGUCUGAUAAAAUUCUGCACUAAACCCAUCUGGUCAUGGACUUUUUUUUGUUGGGAGACUUUUAAUGACUGCUUCUAUUUCUUUAGGAGUUAUGGGGCUGUUUAGAUGAUUUAUCUGAUCCUCAUUUAACUUCGGAACCUGGCAUCUGUCUAUAAAAUUGUCCAUUUCACUCAGAUUUUCCAGAUUUGUUAAGUAUAGGGUUUUGUAGUAGGAUCUGAUGAUUUUUUUUUAAUUUCUUCAGUUUCUAUUGUUAUGUCUCCCUUUUCAUUUCUGAUUGUGUUAAUUUGGAUACUGUCUUUGUGCCCUCUGGUUAGUUUGGCUAAAGGUUUGUGUAUCUUGUUGGUUUUCUCAAAGAACCAGCUCCUGGUUUUGUUGAUUCUUUGUGUAGUUCUUUUUGUUUCUACUUGGUUGAUUUCAGCCCUGAGUUUGAUUAUUUCCUGCCUUCUUCUCCUCUUUGGUGUGUUUGCCUCUUUUUGUUCUAGAGCUUUUAGGUGUGCUGUCAAGCUGCUGAUGUAUGCUCUUUCCAAUUCCUUUUUGGAGACACUCAGAGCUGUGAGCUUUCCUCUUAGCACUGCUUUCAUUAUGUCCGAUAAGUUUGGGUAUGCUGUGCCUUUAUUUUCAUUAAAUUCUAAAAAGUCUUUAAUUUCUUUCUUUAGUCCUUCCUUGGCCAAGUUAUCAUUGAUUAAAUCGUUGUUCAGCUUCCAUGUGUAUUUGGACUUUCUGUUGUUUUUGUUGUUAUUGAACACCAGUCUUAGUGCAUGGUUAUCUGAUAAGAUGCAUGGGGUUAUUUCAACCUUCUUGUAUCUGUUGAGGCCUGUUUUGUGUCCAGUCAUAUGGUCAGUUUUAGAGAAGGUAACAUGAGGUGCUGAGAAGAAGGUAUAUUCUUUUGUUUUAGGAUGAAAUAUUGUGUAGAUAUCUGUUAAAUCUACUUGGUUCAUAACUUCUGUUAGUUUUACUGUGUUUCUUUUUGGUUUCUGUUUCUAUUGAUGCGAGUGGGCUGUUGAAGUCUCCCACUAUUACUGUGUGAGGUGCAGUGUGUGCUUUGAGCUUUAGUAAGGUUUCUUUUAUGAAUCUGGGUGCCCUUGCAUUUGGAGCAUGGAUAUUCAGAUUGAGAGUGCAUCAUGGUAGAUUUUUCCUUUGACAAGUAUUAAGUGUCCGUCCUUAUCUUUUUUGAUAACUUUUGAUUGAAAGUCUCAUUUUAUUCGAUAUUAGAAUGGCUGCUCCAGCUUGUUUCUUGGGACCAUUUGCUUGGAAAAUUUCUUUCUAGCCUUUUACUCUGAGAUAGUGUCUGUCUUUGUCACGGAGGUACAUUUCCUGCAUGCAGCAAAAUACUGGAUCCUGCUUAUGUAUCCAGUCAGUUAGUCUGUCUUUUUAUGGGGUUGAGUCCAUUGAUGUUGAGAUAUUGUAUCCAGUCAGUUAGUCUGUCUUUUUAUGGGGAUUGAGUCCAUUGAUGCUGAGACAUUAAGGAACACUGAUUGCUGUUUCCUGCUAUUUUUGUUGUUAGAGGUAGAAUUAUUGGUGUGGGUAUCUUUUGGGUUUUUUGAAAGAAACUUGCUUUUUUCUUUUUUCUCCAUCUUUAUUAAAUUGGGUGUUUCUUAUUUACAUUUCAGUUGUUAUUACCUUUCCUGGUUUCCAGGCAAACAUCCCCCUAAUCCCUCCCCCUCUCCUUCUUUAUGGGUGUUCCCCUCCCAACCCUCCCCCCAUUGCCGCCCUCCCCCCACAGUCUAGUUCACUGGGGGUUCAGUCUUGGCAGGACCCAGGGCUUCCCCUUCCACUGGUGCUCUUACUAGGAUAUUCAUUGCUACCUAUGAGGUCAGAGUCCAGGGUCAGUCCAUGUACAGUCUUUAGGUAGUGGCUUAGUCCCUGGAAGCUCUGGUUGCUUGGCAUUGUUGUACAUAUGGGGUCUCGAGCCCCUUCAAGCUCUUCCAGUUCUUUCUCAGAUUCCUUCAACGGGGGACCUAUUCUCAGUUCAGUGGUUUGCUGCUGGCAUUCGCCUCUGUAUUUGCUGUAUUCUGGCUGUGUCUCUCAGGAGCGAUCUACAUCCGGCUCCUGUCGGUCUGCACUUCUUUGCUUCAUCCAUCUUGUCUAAUUGGGUGGCUGUAUAUGUAUGGACCACAUGUGGGGCAGGCUCUGAAUGGGAGUUCCUUCAGUCUCUGUUUUAAUCUUUGCCUCUCUCUUCCCUGCCAAGGGUAUUCUUGUUCUUUUAAAGAAGGAGUGAAGCAUUCGCAUUUUGGUCAUCCUUGAGUUUCACGAGUUCUGUGCAUCUAGGGUGAUUCGAGCAUUUGGGCUAAUAUCCACUUACCAAUGAGUGCAUACUAUAUGUGUUUUUCUGUGAUUGGGUUACCUCACUCAGGAUGAUGUUUUCAAGUUCCAUCCAUUUGCCCAUGAAUUUCACAAAGUCAUUGUUUUUGAUAGCAGAGUAGUAUUCCAUUGUGUAGAUGUACCACAUUUUCUGUAUCCAGGUUUUUUUCCAGCUUUUUCUAGGGUGUACUUUCCCUCCUUUUUUUUUUUUUUUUGGUUCUUUUUUUCGGAGCUGGGGACCGAACCCAGGGCCUUGAGCUUCCUAGGUAAGCGCUCUACCACUGAGCUAAAUCCCCAGCCCCUGUAGUUUCCCUCCUUGUAUUGGAGUUUUCCAUCUAUUAUCCUUUGCAGGGCUGGAUUUGUAUAAAGAUAUUGUGUAAAUUUGAUUUUGUCAUGGAAUAUCUUGGUUUCUCCAUCCAUGUUAAUUGAGCAUUUUGCUGGAUACAGUAACCUGGUCUGGCACUUGUGUUCUCUUCGGGUCUGUAUGACAUCUGCCCAGGAUCUUCUGGCUUUCAUAGUCUCUGGUGAGAAGUCUGGUGUAAGUCUGAUAGGUCUGCUUUUAUGUGUCACUUGACCUUUUUCCCUUACUGCUUUUAAUAUUAUUUUUUGACUUUGUGCAUUUGGUGUUUUAAUUAUUAUGUGACAGAAGGAAUUUCUUUUCUGGUCCAAUCUAUUUGGACUUGCUUCUUGUAUGUUUAUGGGCAUCUCUUUCUUUAGGUUAGAGAAGUUUUCUUCUAUGAUUUUGUUGCAGAUAUUUACUGGCCCUUUAAAUUGGGAGCCUUCACUCUCUUCUAUACCUAUUAUCUGUAGGUUUGAUCUUCUCAUUGUGUCCUGGUUUUCCUGGAUGUUUUGGGCCAGGAGCUUUUUGUGUUUUACAUUAUCUUUGACAGUUGUGUUGAUGUGUUCUAUGGUAUCUUUUGCCCCUGAGAUUCUCUAUUCUAUCUCUUGUAUUUUGUCGGUGAUGCAACUCUGACUCCUGAUCUCUUUUCUAGGUUUUCUAUCUCCAGGGUUAUCUUCUUUGUGAGUUUUUAUUGUUUACUAUUAUUAUUUAUUUCCAUUUUUAAAGCCUGGAUGGUUUUCUUCAAUUUCUUUACCUGUUUGGUUGUGUUUUUCUGUAAUUCUUUAAGGGAUUUUUGUGUUUCCUCUUUAAGGGCUUCUACUUGUUUACCUGUGUUGUCCUGUAUUUCUUUAAGGGAGUUGUUUAUGUCCUUCUUAAAGUCCUCUAUCGGACUGGAGAGAUGGCUCAGUGGUUAAGAGGACCAACUGCUCUUCCAGAGGUCCUGAGUUCAAAUCCCAGCAACCACAUAGUGGCUCACAACCAUCUGUAAUGGGAUCUGAUGCCCUCUUCUGGUGUGUCUGAAGACAGCUACAGUGUACUUAUAUAUAAUAAAUAAAAAAUAUUUUAAAAAAGUCCUCUAUCAUCAUUGUAAAAUGUGAUUUUUAAAUCCAAAUCUUGCUUUUCUGGUAUGUUGGGGUAUCCAGGACUUGCUGUUGCGGGAGAACUGGGUUCUGAUGAUGCCGAGUAGCCUUGGUUUCUGUUGUUUAGAUUCUUGCGCUUGCCUCUCCAUAUCUGGGUAUCUCUGGUGUUAGUUGAUCCUACUGUCUCUUGACUGGAGCCUGUGAUCUUAGGUGUAUCAGCACUCCUAGACCAGCUCUCCCAAGGCAGGAUUUGGGUAAGGAGGGCUGUGGAACAGCCUUAGCUCCAGGGCACAGGUGGAGAUGCUAUGUCUGGCCUCUUAAAGGUCUCACCACUUCCCGCCACUGUCACGUUUCUAGUCCCAGACUUAGAACACACAAGUUCUUGGGGCCAAAGUGUAGCUAAACCGUAUUACGAGGUGGUGUAUUUUCUGUUUGUUUAGUUUUUGUUUGUUUCUGUUUUUUCAAGAAAGGGUUUCUCUGUGUAUCUCUGGUUGUCCUGAACUUGCUCUGUGGACCAGGCUGCCCUCAAACUCACAGAGAUCCACCUGCUUUUUCCUCCCAAGUGCUGGGAUUAAAUGUGUGUGCCACCAUGUCCAGGUGAUUAUUUUCUUUUCUAUCUUUCACAUUUGUGUGAUCUUCGGCUCCUGAUAUAAGGUUGGCUCACAUAUUGUAACCGAUAAAUUACAGUUUUUAUUCCUGUAAACUUGUAAAUAGAGACUAACUUGUUUUGCUGUUGUCUUGGUCCGUUGACAGUCUGAGGAUGAUGAGAAGCUGAAGAAACGGAAGGAGAGAUUUGGAAUUGUGACAAGUUCAGCUGGAACUGGAACCACAGAGGAUACAGAGG